Molecule: messenger RNA, 6483 nt
Organism: Pocillopora meandrina
Lineage: Eukaryota; Metazoa; Cnidaria; Anthozoa; Scleractinia; Pocilloporidae
Source: the annotation of a GenBank genome assembly
AUGCCUUUUCUUUUGUCUAAUCACAUAGCUCCAGAAGAAGAGAAGUCACUUGAGGUGGAAGAAUUUUCCUCCAGAUCAACUGAUCAAGACGUUCUCCAGAAGGAGGAGGCUGCAAGAAAAGUGGAUGAAAGAAAGACUGUCAUCAAGAGGUGCAGUUCAUUUGCAUGUAGUCGUUCUGUUAUCCCACGUUAGUGGAAUUAUAUAUACAUAUAUACAUAAAAAAUGAGUUAUACAAUUGCCCCUAAGGGUGGCUACUAUGCAAUUUCUCCUCACAACAUCACCCCUGAAUCAAACUUUAAGGUCAGGAGAAUAAAGAAAAUGAUCACCCUCUAAUGCAGCUCUAGAUUGCCAAAAGACUUCUCCUCGUCAGCAACUUAAGAAAUUUUUCCCGAAUAGUUUGGAGAAAAUAAAAACUGCAUGAUGUCAGGGUGUAAAGGGUUAACAUGAUUUGCGAAUAUUUGCGUGCAAUGCACAUUAGCGACAUAACAAUCACAUUAAGCUGAGCUUAAUAAAAGAAAAACUUUCCCUGAGUAGAGUGAACCAUGAUGGUCACAUGCACAAUUGAAAAUUUCGGGAUAAAGAAAAGAAUGGCUAUUUUGAAUGCUGUUCAUAAAAUUUUAAAUAGAAUGUUAUUGAUUCUCUUACUUGAUGAUGCUAUGAAGAAAAUAAAAAGACUUUGAUCAAAAGGUAUGUUUUUCGCAAUAACUCAGUUGUUUACCUAUCCCUUGUUUUUUGUUUUUUAUUUUCAGUGUUUCCAUCAAUGAAGUGGUACUUAGUCAUUAUAAGGAAUGAUAGUGAAUCAUUUAAAUGAAUGUUUUGAUUUAUGAUUCUCAUUUGAGUCUAUUUGAGUCAAAGAAAAAUAAAUUGAUAGAAAAAUUUCUUAGCACAGCUGGCUAAAUAAUGUUAAAGCCAUUUUUUAAUUUUGUGUAAAUUGGGUUUUUGAGGAACAACCUUUAGGAUGUUCAUAUAUUACAGAAUUUCUUAUUAUGUUCAUCUAGCAAUUUAGUAAACCAGAGCAGGAAUCUCAAUUUACUAUUGGGAGUGGCCAAUUCAAAAUAUUUUUUUGUAUCUUAUACUUUAAUAACUGACUGAGACAAAAUUAGAAAAAAAGAACAGUUAUUCGAUUUAGUUUUGAGGUUAAGUGCCAAUUAUUUGAAAGACUCGUUCAAACUGCAAGUUUGCGACUCGCAUUUUAAAUGCCUUUGCCAUGCUUACUCCACUUGGGAAAAAUUAUAUUUAAAUACUGAAUGAUUAAUUUUCCUGUGUAUUUCAGAGGAAAACUUGGAGGUAAGGAAGACACAUGGCACCUAAGGGAAGCCGGCGCCUCUAUCAAACUUAAUAGUGGAGCUGUCCAACAACCUGUGCCAUUUACAUGUACAUGCUUAUUGUGGAACCCCAGGACCCUCUCCCCACCCAUUGCCAGUGAUGAGAUAUUGGUAAGCAGUGUUAUUGAACUAUCUCAUGAUAGCCCACCAGAUCUGGAAUACAGAGAAAGUGUUGAACGAUUAAGUUUUACUAUAGCUUUGUUGCACAGUGCCCCAAAUUUGGAGGGGUAUGAGGUGGUUAUCAAACAACUGAUUGACCAAGAGAACAAUGAAUGGAAGGAAUUGAAGACAGAGAAUACUUGGCUUGGAUCAGGUAACGUUAUGUUGUUAUUAACUGCAGGUGUGAAAAACUUAAUGAAUGAUACUCUCAGGCUCCCUUCUUCACUGGCAUCAAUGUCAGUAUCUGAGCAAUUGUCAACCUCCCCCUCUCCUGACCCAAAAUUGAUCCGAACUUGUAACUUGAACUUAUCAGUUGGCUGUUGUUGGCUUAGGGGAGGAGUAGGUGUGCCAUGACUCAGAUACUGAUAUUGAUCCUAGCAAUUUCGUUUUACCUGUAGUUGCAUCCAAGCAGUACGUGUAAUAUUAUUACACGUACUGCUUGUAUUAUUACGUGUAUUGUUGCAUAAAUGUUACGUGAAGUUUACAAUGCAUUUUAGUCACUAUGAUAUAAAUUUUUCUCAAUCACCAUGUUCUUGCAAACUUUCUUCUUUGAAGCGUAACUAUUCUCAUGAUAUCUGCUGGGGGCAACUUCAUUGUUUGAGGACUUUAAGACACAGCUGAAGGGCGUAAUUUCAACCAUCAUUUUUAUUUUCAUGCAGAAACUUCAACAGUUCCCAGGUGGCUUUUCCCAUUUGCACGAGCUGUUUGUUCAAAAUCAGGAGUUUCUUCAUUUGCUGCAAUCUGGCGUCCUAAGUCUUUCACCUUUUCAAGAGGUACUGCAGUAGGUCCGGAAUUGACCUGUAUCGUGCCUGACUUUCCUGAUGUCAGUGUUCAAAUUCCUCAGAGUUGUGUUCCUGUUAAUCAAGAUUUCUGUGUGACAAUCCAGGUACAUGAAACUAUAUAAUUAUAUACAUGGAUGACUAAAACCUUUUGCAGUUUUGAAAGUAACAUAUAAGAUUGGUGUAAGGGGAUUGUCAAAAGCAAGGAGAUAACAUAAAGGUGCUAUAAGAGUACAGCCUAUACCUUCAGUUACUUGCAAUACAUUCCAUGAACUUGGUGGCAAUAUUGAUGGAGAGAUAUCAAUUAACAAUUUUAAGCUAAAUACAGGAGAACUGUGCCUGUGCUUACAUGUGUGUGAAGAUACAUACAUGUAGUCAUGUUCUAAUCAGUAGUUUUGGUAACUACGAAUUAUUUAUGGUACUUACUGUGCCCGAAUGUACUCAUGAAUCCAAGCAAUCCCCUUAUUAAAAACUGGAUUUUGGAAAACUCGCUUCAAGCAACAGAACAUUUGUUUUUGUUUCGCUUCAAUAUAAACUUCAAGUUCAAAUCAUUCCUGUCAGUUGAAUUGGUUAUGUGGUUUGUAUUGGUUUGCAAUUAAUGCGAUUAGUGGAUGAAGUUGAGCAUGAAAGCAUGCAUUAUCAAAACCAAGGUUUGAGUUAUCUGCCAAAGCUGAAGAUCACGCAGACAUAAGGUUUGAUAAAAGAAGACACCUUUCUAAAUUUUAAAAAGUUUAAGAACUCUACACAUACAGAGGGCGUUGGAAACUAGGCAGAGGUUGAACUCAACAUGAUAACUGCAAUUUCUGCUGCAGAUAUUGGGUUAUCAUGUUAACUUUACGCAUUAUUGUUUUUUCAUUGAAUGCUCUUGACUAAUCAGAUAUUUUAUAGUAAGUUCAGUGUAUAGUUUUUUUUAAUAAUAGUGCUUAUAUUAAUGUUACAUUAAACUUUAAGAGGACAUUUAUAUUGUAUACUAUUAUUAGAUAAUUGAAUUUCAUCCUGUGAUUCACUUUUCAUUUCGUAAAGUAUGCAAAUGAACUUUAUGCUGGGAGUAGUUUAACAUGUCCAACAUAACCUGUUUUGCUUUUGAAUCAAGGUACAAGAAUUUCCAAGCAGUGAGUUAAAAGAAGAGGAAGGACUUGUCGGUCCAGUUCUUUACAUUUCAGGCUUUCAAAAUGUUACUCUUAUCGCGCCUGUAACAAUAAGGAUUCCUCUCACCCUCAAUAAAGGAAAACAAGAUUUGGCAGAGUUACGUCCUGGUGAACUGAGAAUAUUACACUCUGAGUCUCUUGCCGAACCACAUGACUGGAAAGACAUUACAGAUCAAUUGGAUGAACCGCCACGUCUUCUAGAUGGGAAAGUGCAAUUCAAAGUUAGGCAUUUCUCCGGGUAAGUAUUUCUUGUCGGCUUUAUUUGAAAAGUAGCACGCAAGACGCAGAGGAAAUUUAACAGUAUUUUAGUGUACAGUCAUACAUGCAUGUAUUUAUUAAUAAAAUAUAGAUUAAAUUAUUGAAACGAUUACUGGAGUACGUACACUCAAGGUUACUGUGCAAUGGCUGUUCAUCAUUUCCGUUUGUUUACUUGAGCUGUAUUUGGUUUUUCCUUUUAUUUGAUAGAUUCCGCCCAAUCAAGUUGAUCAGAUUACUUUCACAAUCUGCUUCGAACUUCAAUGACUUUGUAAGGAAACUUUGCAAAAGGUCGAGGCCUCAGCAUGCCCGAUUUUUUACGUGCCUGUGUGAGACCGGUGUUCGUGGACAUUUUGGACUCAAACUUUUCUGCUAUCCACAAAAACUGCAACAUGAUGUAAACCAGCAAAUAUCAAAGUGUAUCGUGCCCUACAUAGGCGAAGGCCGCUCUCUAAAACCAAUCUGUGAAGAGGAGGACAUUUUGGUUUCUCUUUCUGAGGCAAUCAUACCACAAGGCUCAGACGAGAAAAAUGCCUUACAAUUUGUGAGGUAUAAUCAAAGAAUUUAUUUUUGCCCCAUCAAGUACAUAGGAUUUAAUUGAAUACUUCUAGAUACAGUCAUGCUAGUAAGAAAUGAUUUAUUGAUUCCAUUGUAAAGUUGUCCAUUAUUCAAUUGUCAGUUAAUUAUUUUUCGCUAUGGCUUUUCUAGGUUUCUUAUCAAUCAAUAGGGCCAUGAAGGUAUACAUUUUAGUUUUGUUUCGGCGUGAUUGUCUUCAAAUGCUCGUUUUCAAAGAUUCAGAGGGGCUCUCGUCAAAUAUGCUGUCAUUUUCGAUUGUAAGCGUGUGCUUUUCUACACAGAGACUCGGCUGGUGUAGUGUACGUUGGGUUUGUCUCAUUUAAAUUCAUUUUAUUUUCAACAGAUUCCGCGAGAACGAAGUUUAUGACACAGGUGGUGAAGUUUGUUUAGGAAGUGCGACUGUUCCAAAAGUGAAGUUUAACAACCAAAGUCAGGAACUUUUGUGCAACGUGACAUCGUAUUGGCAUCUCAAGUAAGUGACAUUUUACGGUUCGUGGAUUUGCUACUUAAAUGCACUUUUAGCCCAGAGUUAAUAUAUUACUAAUGCCAACCUUACUAUAGUAUAUGACAGUGAACUAAAAGGAUUAACAACCCUGUAACCACAGGCAGCCCAAGCUCCACAUGUGAAAUGAUCAUCAUGCCAAAAUAGAGUCACGGCGAAAAUAUGAGUUUGUAUGGGAAUAAUAACGACCGCUCUUGGGAAGUAAAACCACCGUCAAAUUCUCAAUAAAAAUAUCUCACCUUACUUCCAAACUGCAUUGCUUGUUGUCUCGCCGCUUACCAUGUUGAAAAGAAGCAAUUUUAGCAAGUUAUCCAUCUCUAGGCUUCUUACUCCUAGGAAUGGUAUAUUUUCGAGAGACACAAAAUUGGCAGCAUGAGUUCUCGAUGCACUGAUAUAAAUGUGUUUAUCCUUCCUGUAAACAUUAUUGCUUGCUAAUAUUUCUUAUACGCUCAAUAUGAAAUUUAACAUGACUGGGAUAACCUUUGGUGUAUUCAUUAUAUCAAAACAAAUCCAGCAAAUACCUAGGAAAAUAAAGCGGCCACACUAGGAUCCAGCCUUCCGGUCUUUUGAUCGAGUUUUUUUUAAAAUACCAGUAGUAAUCUGGAAAGGGAGAGGUUAAAUAAGCACUGCUGAGUCGAUAACAGUCUUACAAAUUCGCCAUCUAAAGGUUUCCGAGUAAGAUAAUGAGGUUAUUUUAAGGCGGCACGGGCCAUAUAGAGGACGAAUCACUGGAAACAAAAGACUGAAGAAUGUCGAAUAGGUAAAGAAAUGUCCUGUCCACAGGACGCAGCGUAUGAACAUAUAGGACCUUGUGAGUUUUUUUAUUAAGUGUACUAUUUUUAUUUUUCAGUUGCUUUGAAGUCACUUUCUAUGCCUUUUUACUUAUUUAUUUUUCCUUUUUCUUAUUAUUUAGUAAUUUUCUUUAUUUCCUCAUUUCUAUUCACUUCAUGUGCAUCCGUAACAUUGCGAAUUUUCCUCCCUUUAGGUUCCUGAAACCGUUGAUCAUGAAGAAGGAAGUGACUCCCUUCGAGGUAAGUUGUUGUUUUUUUGUUGUUGGUUUCGUUGUUUUUUGAAUAAAUACAAUUUACUAGACCAGUCACCAUUGUUCUAAAAUGUGCAAACUUAGAAAUGCAGACUCUGUGGAAUUUGAAAAUGUAGUAUUUAGAGACGAAGCAACGUAUUUCAACGCAAAGUCAUAAUAACCUGCCUUACCUCAUGUAUUAAUAAAUCGGGUCGUGCCCACCUCACGCUCAAGAGUGAUGGCUUAUUAUCUCUGUUACGUAUCAGUAAACUCAAUGCAUACGUUUACGGCGCGUGUGUCCUUUCUUGUAGGGAGUUGGAUACUGCAAACGAGUAAAGCGCAAAAAAGCUCGGGAAAGACACAAAGAAGUGUAAUUCUCCAAAACAUUAUUCCUUUGGCUAUAUCGUUAAAGUAAUGGAGUAACUAGUGAGAAAUCCUCUGCAACCUGCCACUGCUUUUCAAAUGAAACCUUGGAUCGAGAAGUUUCCUUACAACAGCCUCCUUCGUCAAAUUUGUCAAUGCUUAUUGUUACUUAAAAGAGAAAUCAACAAAACUUACUACUCUAAGUUGUGAAUGCUGGGUAUUACCCGGGUGAUCACAGUCCAGGAUCACCACAUCAUCGAUUCCGAACCAUCAACACUAUAAAACUUGCAUUAGUUCUCAACCCAGCCAUCUCAUUAACCCCAUUGUUCUGCAGGUAUUUCUGCCCAAAGUGUGA